Molecule: messenger RNA, 3490 nt
Organism: Oreochromis niloticus (Nile tilapia)
Lineage: Eukaryota; Metazoa; Chordata; Actinopteri; Cichliformes; Cichlidae
Gene: septin4b
Product: septin 4b
Exons: 15
Coding region: 293-1912 (539 amino acids)
Molecular function (GO): GTP binding
Source: RefSeq, a predicted model, not a curated record
CGAUGCUGCGGCAACCGCGGCUGCUCUCUGACGUCACCGAGCUGGCAGGCAGGAGGCGGCUCGACAGUUUGAACCGCGAACGGAGAGAGAGCGAGAGAAAGAGUGUGUGUAUGUAUGUGUGUAUAGAUAGACACGGGUUUGUCCGGUUACGGCACGCAGGCGAGUGUUUUACAGUCACUGUGUUCAGACUCGGAGAGGAAAUUAAGGAAAAUACCGACGAAGAAGAGCAGAGGAGGGGGGAAAAGAGAAGAAGAAGAAGGUCGCGGCCGUUGGCGCUCAGUGAAACUUUAAGAUGGAAAAUUCAUCCAGCAACAGCCGGUUUCGGUCCACAGUGUUCAACCACGAUGAUGAGAUCACAGAGUGCGCUUUAGCCCCAGUUGCAAUGGAGGACAGUGACCAUGAGCAUUCCUCUUCAUCAGAUGAACAAGACUCCUGCCCAGCUUCCCCUAAUCAGAGCAGGCACCAUGAUCAUGAUCACCAUGAACAGAAGCCCUCAAGCCAUUCAGAUGACUCAGAAGUGGAAAACAUUAUGCAGGACCCUCAGCAUCAUGGUGGGCACGGUCACCACCAUCACAAGCACCAUCACCACCCCCAUCAUGACCCCGAGCCUCAUGAUGCGGACAGGCAGGCUGAGGGCAAUGACCGCCCCCACACCCCAUCGUAUUUGCGGCCCCCCGUGGCUGGCAGGGCACAGUCAGAUUCAGGUUCAGACUCCGGUUUGCCACAAAGCCGAAGCGUGGAGUUUGACUUGCCGUCCCCCGUCAGUCCCUCUAGGCCAAAGAGCCCCUGGGUUCGAUUUGACCCAUACGACAGUAACGAGGACCAGGACAAGGAGUACGUGGGUUUCGCAACGCUGCCAAACCAGGUGCACCGCAAGUCUGUCAAGAAAGGAUUUGACUUCACGCUCAUGGUAGCAGGUGAAUCUGGCCUGGGAAAGUCCACCCUGGUCAACAGUCUGUUUCUCACAGAUCUGUACAAAGAUAGGAAGCUGCUCAAUGCAGAAGAGAGAAUCACACAAACGGUAGAAAUCACCAAACACACGGUGGAUAUAGAGGAGAAAGGUGUCAAAUUGAAACUCACCAUUGUGGAUACCCCUGGGUUUGGGGACGCUGUGAACAACACUGAAUGCUGGAAGUCAGUGGCUGACUACAUCGACCAGCAGUUCGAGCAGUACUUCAGGGAUGAGAGUGGCCUCAAUCGCAAGAACAUCCAGGACAACCGCGUACACUGCUGCCUCUAUUUCAUCUCACCCUUCGGUCACGGCCUCCGACCUCUGGAUGUGGAAUUUAUGAAGGCUCUCCAUGAGAAGGUCAACAUUGUCCCAGUCUUGGCCAAAGCAGACACACUCACCCCUGGUGAAGUGAAGAAAAAGAAAAUUAAGAUCAGAGAGGAGAUUGAGCAGUACGGUAUAAAGAUAUACCAGUUCCCCGACUGCGACUCUGAUGAAGAUGAAGAUUUCAAGCAACAAGACCAUGCGCUGAAGGAAAGCAUCCCCUUUGCAGUAAUUGGCAGUAACACCGUGGUGGAGGCCAAAGGAAAGAGGGUGCGAGGCCGUCUGUACCCCUGGGGUAUUGUAGAAGUGGAAAACCCAGCACACUGCGAUUUCGUGAAGCUGAGGAACAUGCUCGUUCGCACGCACAUGCAAGAUCUCAAGGACGUGACCCGAGAGACUCACUACGAGAACUACAGAGCCCAGUGCAUCCAGAGCAUGACCCGCAUGGUCGUCAAGGAGCGCAACCGCAAUAAGUUAACCCGGGAGAGCGGCACAGACUUCCCCAUCCCAGUGGUGCCCGGAGUGGCCGAGUCCGAGACGGAAAAGCUCAUCAGAGAGAAAGAUGAGGAGCUGCGGCGGAUGCAGGAGAUGCUGCAGAGGAUCCAGGAUCAUAUGAUCACUCAGAAGGACGGCUAUUGAGAAACAAGAACCCAGUCACACUGUGUACAUGUGUUGCUCUCACUGGGAUUUAAUAAAAAAAGAAAAACUCCCCACUCCACCCCAAACAAACCUUUAUUCCACUCUUGGAUAUUGACAUCCCAAGCCACCUCUCAGCCUCAUCAGCAGCAUGUUAUACGUGGAUCAAGGACCCGGCGAGGAGGUGGUAAGACGUUUGCAGCUUAGCGACUCCCUUUAUCCUCUCCAGAAUCUCUGACAUUUACGGCAGCACCGCUGAGAAACACCCAACUCUCCCUGUCUGCUGUUUAAAACAGCUCUCGUGAUGUUCGCUUGAAUGAAUGAAAGGUUGGGGGUUAAUUCACAUAUCAGAGCUUUUUAUUUAGCCACAUGAUCACAGGGUUGUUUUUACAAGUUUACAUCAAAGCUUACACUUUUCUGGGUGUUUUUUCUGGUUUAUUUUUUAAAAAUCUUUACAGGUCAACAGGCACACACACACACACACACACACACACACAUAUACAUAUAUAUAUACUGUAAUAAUAUAAUUUUCUAUAUUACACCUUUUUUUCCUACUGUUUUUGUUUUUUACAUGCUGUAUUUAAUGUUACACUGCUCGACUAUGUGGAUGAUGGAGGUUCCUGUUGGUUAAUUUGGUUUAAGGGUUGUUUAGAUUUUUGUUCAUUUGGUUUGAUCAGUGUCUGCAUGUUCACAAUUAUAGUUGUCACAUCUGAUGCCUGACGUCACAGAGUUGGCCAGUGUUAACUCACAAGCAAACUCACUGAUCGUCAUUGUCAACAUUCGAGAUGCGAUGUAUCUUUAAACCUGGCAGAGAAGUCUUUAAAAACCAUGUGGAGAAUUCCCGAAAGUGGCAAAGUCACAAAAGGUUGUUGAAAAACACAAGACCCUAGAUUUGCAUGAGAUGAGCGUCAAAGGGCAGGGUUGCAUUAAAGGCCAUGCAGUGGUUUUUAUUUUUGCAUGAGUUUUGUGAAGAUUACUCAGAUUGCAGAUCUGUUUGAUGAUCAUAAACUGACCAGCUGUUGGGGUUGAUAAUAGAGGCUUUUUUUAUAUUUUAUAUAUAUAUAUAUAUAUAUAGGUUUGUUAUAAUUUUGUUCUCACUUAAAGGGAGCUCCUAUGUUGGAUGAGUACUAACCUUUACAUUUAUCUUACAACCAAUGAUAAAUUUAAUAAUCCCAAUAUUUUUUUUUUUUGGAUUGGUCUUUAAAAGUGUGAAUUUUUUUAUUUUUGCAACACCAUUACAACCCAUGAGUAAUGAUCAAAAACAAUGAGUGAACAUGAGUCUCUUGACAUUUUUUUUAAUGUUGCAGAGCUUCUUUUUUUUUUUUUUUAAAUUAGAUUAGAUGACUCUACUCUGACUUGUGUGACCUUUGUUUAAAAAAUAUAUAUAUAUGAAAAAUACAUUCCUCGAGUUUCUAUCGCAGAGUCAGGUAACACUUUUUGUUUUUGAAUUCAUGUUAAAUUUGCCUUCGUUAUUUUGCAUUUUUUGAUUAUAUUUAUGUAAUAAAUUUAUAAAUGGAAGAGGAUGGAGAGGGCAAUGUGUACAAAUUCUAAUAUUGUAAUAAAAUAUGACUAUAAUUUCAA